Gadus morhua (Atlantic cod) is the source of this 623-nucleotide messenger RNA. NCBI's taxonomy places the organism in Eukaryota, Metazoa, Chordata, Actinopteri, Gadiformes, Gadidae. The record is from RefSeq and is a predicted model, not a curated record.
AUGUCACCAGACACCUUCAGAACCAGCCCAGUGGAGCAGGCUCCUGCUGUUCCCUUCAGCGGCCACAUCAACGAGGGACUGCGGGUAGGGAAGAGGUUAAUCGUGGUGGGCGUGGUGGAGCCUAGGCCUGACAGGUUCUACAUCCUGCUGUCAUGCGGCCCGGGCCUGGGGCAGAGGCCCCCCUCUGACGUGGCGCUGGAGCUCUGCGUCCUCAUGAAGGAGUCCCAGGUCCUGUGCAGGGCGUGUGUGGGGCGCUGGGGCGCAGCGGAGAGGACCGCCCCCUUCUUCCCCUUCAUCGUCCACCAGCCGUUCAGGAUUGAGAUAUCAUGCCAACAAAGUCAAUUUCAGAUUUUUGUUGAUGGACAGCAGCUGUUGAGUUUCGGCCACAGAGUUCCCCGUCUCCAGGACAUUGAUACGUUGUGGAUUGCGGGGGCUCUGAGGAUCACUAAACUGGGCUGAAGGACUCCAGAUUCAUGGGCUUCUCAAGCUACAUUCUCCCCUGCUUACAUACAUCCUCUCUUUAAAACAGCUGGAAGUACCAUGCUGAAUGUUUGGAUACAGAUAAUAAAGAAGUACUUGUUUAUGAAGAAUCUGUCAAACUCAGACCCAAAGUUGUGUGUCUG